Messenger RNA from Esox lucius (northern pike), 2988 nucleotides. It is a transcript of the gene dtwd1, whose product is annotated as DTW domain containing 1. Gene Ontology annotation, cellular component: nucleus. The record is from RefSeq and is a predicted model, not a curated record. Gene Ontology annotation, biological process: tRNA modification. Gene Ontology annotation, molecular function: tRNA-uridine aminocarboxypropyltransferase activity. NCBI's taxonomy places the organism in Eukaryota, Metazoa, Chordata, Actinopteri, Esociformes, Esocidae. The transcript has 5 exons. Bases 143 to 1171 code for a protein of 342 amino acids.
CCGGUUAACACUUCCGGCGCACUGGGUACAGUGUUCAUCGAUGUUAAUGCUUUUGUGGUUAAUGAUAAGAAACCUGUUUCUCUGUUUGUGAAGUUUAUUAUAUGAAGUCACAUUUUAAACAGCCGUCUUGUUUGUCAGCAAGAUGUCCAGUUCUGCCAUCUUAGACGUGUCCAUUCCCAAAUCAACACUGAAAGAAACUCAGUAUCCUGACAACUCAGAACCAGCAACCAUACUGGACCCGCUUCCUGCCUCCAUUCAUCUCCAUGAUCUGAAGCUGGCUCCACAUAUGGAGCUAGAGCAGGCGCAGCAGAGGGGCAGGCUGAAGUGUUCCAGCUGCGGAGGCUCGCGAAUGUUCUUCUGCUACACCUGUUGCUGCUUAGUAGGCGUCCGCCAGCAGGAAAUCCCCUCCGUCAAGCUCCCUAUUAAAAUUGACAUCAUCAAACAUCCCAGUGAGGUUGAUGGGAAAAGCACAGCCAUACAUGCCAAGAUCCUUUCUCCUGAAUAUGUCACUAUCUACACCUACCCUUGCAUACCGGAGUAUGAAAAUGAAACAGACAAAGUAGUGCUGGUGUUCCCGGGACCUGAAUCAGUCUCAGUGGAGGAGAUGACACAGAUAUUACAGAACACGGCUGCCACAAAGGCUACUGACUCCCCACCUGAGGAACCGCCCCAUAAGAGACCCAGAGCAAAGGAGAUGCCAGAGGGCACACAACAUGCUGAGGGCCAGACAUCAGGAGCCAAACACACAGGGGGGGGAGCAGAAGCAGGGAAAGAAGGCCAAAUUGAGACACCAGAGCCCUCUCUCCUCCAGAGAGUAGUGUUCAUUGACAGCACAUGGAACCAGACCAACAGAAUCAUCACAGAUGAGAGAUUGCAAGCACUGCUCCGUGUGGAGCUGAAGACCAGGAAGACGUGUUUCUGGCGCCAUCAGAAGGGUUCUCCAGACACCUACCUGGCCACUAUAGAGGCUGUAUACUACUUCCUCAAGGACUACCACGAACUGUGUCUGAGACAGGAGUACACAGGACAGUAUGACAACCUGUUGUAUUUCUACACUUUCCUACACACACUCAUUAACAAAGCUAAGACAACUGCUGGAAAGGGGGAAAGAGACCCCAGAGAAAAGAAAGAGACUACAGAGAGGAGACAAAGAGAGGGCGGUAUGGUAUAGAAGAGAGUUGUAUAUACGUACUCACCACCACCAUCAAGAUCAAAACAUUUACAUUCUCUACUGUGAAAUGUACAUUGCUGUGAAAGUGUGCAAAUAUUGCAUAAUUUUGUCUCUGAAUGUUAUCAGAUUGAAUAUAAUAUAAAAGGGAUCCUGAGUAAACAGACAAAACGGAUGAUUAUUAAAGACAGUAAUAAAAAGCACUUAGAGAAUACUGAGGGGGAAGGGCUUUGGUAAAUACAACUGAUUGAGACCCAGUGAUGACUGCAACCAAACGUUUCGUGUAGUUAUUGUGUCGGUCCACAAAGGAAUGUUGCCCACUCCUCCAUGCAGAACCGCUUUAACUCACAUUCGUGGGUACAUCCAGUGCUUGUUUCAGGCCAUGACAACAUCUCAAUGGGUUUAUGUCUGGAGCUUGACUAAGGCCAUUCCAUAAUUUUACAUUUCUUAUUCCUCAGCCAUUCAGAUGUAGAUUUGUGUGUUUUGGAUAAUUGCUGUACUUUACCUCACGGAUGGAUGGACCACCAUUCUCCUGUAGGAUUCUUUGAUACAGAGCAGAAUUCAUGUUGUAUGAUGGCCGGUGGCCCAGGUGUUGCAGCCAAGUGUUACACUGAGGUUCUUAAUGUGGAAUGCAGUGUUCCCUGUCACCCCAAAACGUUCCACUUCUGACUCUGCUGUCCAUAGAACUGACUUGAGAAGAGCCUUUAUGUUCUUUUCAGUGAGCAGUGGUUUCUGCCUUGCAUUCCAUUAUACUCAAGAAUCUUUCUGAUGGCUGAGUCAUGAAAACUGCCCUUGGCUGAGGGGAGAAAGGGCUGCAAAUCCCUAGAUGUUGUUUCAGGGUUUGUGACUUCCAGGAUGAUCUUAUGCCUUGCUUAUUGGGAGAAUUCAUCAGGACAAUCACUCUAGAAAUGAUUUGCGAACUGCCUGAAACAUUCCAAUUUGGAAGAUAGGGCGCUGACAACAUCAGUCUGGUGGCAAGGGCCAAAGAGUCUGAUUUAUAUUGAGCAGGGCUGGUCGAAAUCAGUUGGUUUGCCAAGGUACUCAAACACCGGACCGUAAUAAUCAACUUUAUUGGGUUGAAUUAUUCAGGUGGGCAAACUUAGUCAUACCUGAAGAGUGAAUGUUUGAUUACCAGAUUCCCUCUGUAUAUUACAAACCAGAAAAACAAAACGAGAAGCAGCUGUUCUGGAACCAAGAAAUCCCACAUUACCUCAUCAGGUUAGAAGCUGGAUACAUUCAGGGAAUCAGGGAUUUUUUUUUUUUAAAACAAUACCCCUGAGGAGCCCCAGGUAAUUCUUUAAUUAUACGGGAGGUAUAAUUAAUUGGCAGCAAUUAGGGUUAGCUGUCUUGGUCAGCAACAACACCUUUGGGAUAGGGGGAUUAGAACCUGGGACCUUUCGGGAACACUAGUCAGAUGCCCAAAUUGCUUGGCCACCUUGCCGGCCUUAAGAAUGAAACCAGGUCUUUGUUGGGGAAUCAGAGAUGUGCAUAAACCUGAGAUGUUUACAGACUGGACCACAGCUACAAUUUCAGGUUCCCACUUCAAGUCAGAAAGUGACAAUUUGCGCUGCAGACAAGAGUAGGAAUCUGGAUUUCUACAUUAAAAAUGCAUUUCAGAUUAAUAGUUCUGUCAAAAACACAUUUCUGGACACACCAUGCUCCCGUAACAAGAGCUGUGCAGAGUACCAGUGGAUAUGUGAAGGGCACUCCCUUUCAUCCAAUGUGACAAGACCUUACUUGGUGUGUCCUGUACUAGAUCAAUAUAACCCAUUUUGACUGUUCUGUUAAAACUAUAAUAAAGUAUGCCAAAUGUCAUCCCA